CUGUUGGGCCUGUGCUCUGCGAGAUGGACACCGAUAAUUCGAUCCCUUUGUGUCCAGUGACCAAGAGACCAAAUGAAGAAGAAUCGAGUGAUGCAACAGAGUCUAAGCGAAUGUGUCUUAUUAAUACGGAUCUCAUUAAAAAGGAAAUAAAAGAUGAUGAUGAUGAGCAAAGCAGUUGUGAGGAAGCAUGGUUGAAAGGGUUUGGUUUAUAUAGUGAUGAAGUCGCUCAUGAAAGCAGUCCAUCAAACUCUGCAGAUAUCGGGCUGAACACCUUUAUAGACCCAGCAUUGGAUUCUAGUACAGUUUUUCAGAGCCAUGUGGAUGAAAACGGACCUAAUGUUUUUGAUGUGGACAAGCCAUUUCAGCCCUCAGCAGAUCAUGUUCCUCCACAGUGCUUUGGGACCAGAAAGCUACGGUUUCAGAGUGCUUGGUACACUGAUUUCCCAUGGCUUCACUACAGUCCUGAGCUAAAAGCAGUGUUUUGUUUUACCUGUGGGAAAGCUGAAAGCAUGGGCCUUUUGGGAUCCUCCCGGAGGAGAGAUUCAGUUUUUACAGUUGUAGGGUUCUCUAACUGGAAAAAAGCUAGGGAGAAAUUUGGAUCUCACCAAAAAUCUAAGAGCCAUGAAUUUGCUACCUGGAAGCUAAUUCAUACCUUACAAAACAAAAAGAGAGAGGCUGCCCUUGAACAACAGAGGAAAGUUAGACAAGCCAUUCCUAGUGAGUUUUUGAACAAACUGAUCUGUGCUGUGAGGUUUUUAGUCCACCGGGGGCACACAUUUCAAGGUCAUGAGUCAAUUGAGGAAAGUUUGUUUGAGCUUUUGAAACUUGUAGGCCAAGAUAACGAAAACUUUAGAUAUUGGGUAAUGGCUAAUCAGAAUUUUACUAAUCCAGAAAUUCAGUAUGAAAUUAUCAGUUUAAUGAGCCACGAGAUUAUAAAUUUAAUUACAAAGGAUGUGAACCAAGACUCAAUGUAUUACUCUCUUAUUGUAGAUUGCAUUAAAAACUCAGACACCCAUCAAUUGAGCCUAUGUUUGCGGUAUCUAGAUUUAGAUAUGCAACCUCAAGAAGAGUUCAUUGGUUUUCUUGACCCUAUGGACGAAACAGGCAUUUCUGCAGCAAAUCUUAUUUUAGAACUUCUUGAUCGACACUCUUUACCGAUUGAUUUACUAAGGGGAAUUGCAUUUCAAGGGAACUACUCGCUUUGCUACGUGGAAUCCUGCACUUUGCUUAAGCAGAAGCAACCACUAUCAAUGUUUGUACAUUGUGGGGCACCUUGUGGCAGUUUCUUAACUAGGGAUGCAAGUCAUGCUAGUCCAAUUUUGCAACAAACCUUAUAUUCCAUUAAUGACUUGUGCAAGUUAUUUAGUAAAACAACCAAGUACCAAUUUUUAAUCUCCGAGAUUACUCCCAGUCUUCUUUCUCAAACACGGUCCCUUGGCUCUUCUAGAUGGUAUGUUACUUUACCUGUGAUUAAUGCAGUCAUUCAGCAUUAUGGUCUUAUUAUAGAGGGCCUGAAAGAGAUGGGAACAGAUAUUGGAGAUGUUGGAGUAAGAGCACAUUUUCUAUUACAAGAGUUUAUUGAAGGAAAUACAUUCAUAAGUUUACUUAUUAUAAGAUGCAUAAUGGAAUCACUGAAUGCCUUAAAUGUAGAGGACCAGACCAGGCUCAUGAUGGUUACUCUUAAGAAAGUGAGGCUAGUAAAAGAAAUAUUAGUAAGACAACGAGAAGAAGCUACAAUGGUGGAUUUCUUAAGACAAGCAGAUGAGUUUGUUGUUAAAUUUAAUUUAGUACCAACAGAUAUACCACCACCAAUAAAGUGGAGCCGUCGAGUCACUGAUGGUACAGAUGAACAGUUUACUGGAACGAAGGAAGUUUUUUUUAGAAAUGAAUAUCGCAAAAUGCUUGAUGCCGCCAUAUCUCAGCUGGAGAACAACUUUCUUCAACAAGGAUUUAUUGAUUACUGCCACCUGGAAGAUGUGCUCCUUUGUGCUGGAAAAGGAGUGGAAUCUGACGGCAUUAUUGAGGAGAAACUAGCCAUUCUUUCCAAAUAUCCAGAAUUUAAUGUGCGAAUGCUCAAAGUACAGCUUGAAAUGUUUGGCCACAAGAAAACAUAUAGCUCUUUGACUGAAGCUGUGAGUCUUUACAAGUCAGUGAGUCCAGAAGUCAAGGAGUUUUUUAGUGAACUGGGUAAAUUCCUAAAGCUUCUCCUCAUUAUUCCAGUGGAUAACAGUGAAAGUGAGCAGAUUUGUUGUCCAUUCCAAAGACUGAGAACUUUAUUAAAAUUUACAAACACAGAGACUCGCUCAAGUGACGUCGCUGUCUGCUACGUGAAUGAGGGACGUCUGGAUAACCUUUGCUUAGAUACUAUUGCGCAUAAUUUUGUUUAUGGACAUUGAUACUUGAAAUUUGUUUUUAGGUAAAGAGACACACAAGUCCAUUCCUUGUCAUUAAUGUAAAAUGCAUAUUCAGAUCUUGGAAUAAAAUAUGUUUACAUAAAAUAUUAGUGAUCUAAAGGUCAGAAUUCAUACAUUAAAUGUAAAAAAUAUAUAUGGUGUAAGCAGUGCUCUAUUCUUUUGCCAAGCUGUAUAAUUAAGGGAGAUUUUGGGAUGUCUUGUUUGUGUUUUCAUCUUUCUCUUUUGUGCGCACUGAGCUUCCACGUUUUUUUUUUAAUUCUUAGCUGUACACACUAAUGGUUGUAAUAAGUCAGUCUGACACAAUUCAUGCUUUAUCAAGUGUGUGAGGUGACAAAAGAGAUGUAAAUAAUAUCUACAAACAUUAGAUCUGGUAAUAUUUCUGGUGCCAUGGCUCUCUAGGAUUUGAGAUUUGUCAGACUAUGCUGUUUGGUAAAAGACAAUUGGGUUCUCUUUACUUUUGAUGUUUUCUAAAUUUGAAUUUGCUGGGUUUUUUUAAAUUCUUGAAAGAUGCUGCAGUUUAUUCCUCAUUAAAUUAAUAGUUUACACAAAGUUAUUAUGUUGUAACAUAAGUGCUUUUGUACAUUACAUAGAUGAAAUUGCUUCUAAAAAUGCCUAGAUUAAUUUGACACAAUUGAUUAUAGUUCUAAUCUUUGCUAUCCUUAGAUAAAAUGUAUAUAUCCAGCAGCAGAGUAUCAAACGAUACUAAAUUAAAAAGUUAAUUUCCUCUGAGAUGAACUUAACUAAAUAAACCAACUCUUUAUUUUUUAUUUAUUAAA
Molecule: messenger RNA, 3190 nt
Organism: Bombina bombina (fire-bellied toad)
Lineage: Eukaryota; Metazoa; Chordata; Amphibia; Anura; Bombinatoridae
Exons: 2
Coding region: 24-2396 (790 amino acids)
Source: RefSeq, a predicted model, not a curated record